CCCGCUCGCCCGGUAGCGUAUACAAAUUGCUGCAACAGUGUCAAGUUACAUCAACCGAUGUUGACAGUGGUACACUUCAGAUCUUUCAUAUCUACAGUUCACGUUAUUGGUUUAGCCCUAUCUCACACUCUCAAACCAGGAAGAGGUUAGAUAGAGGCAUGUAACACGCAUGUGGCCUAGAUAUCGCUCGACUGUCACAGCCGAGGAGACAAGUGGCUGAUUUACCUCUCGCUGCUCGGAUAUUGCUAUGGCCGAAGACCAGACAAUCCUUGUGCCUGUGUUCGUGGGCAUACUACACGCAGUGAUGUCACAGGACGUUGGCUUGACUGGAAACUGUUCCCGGACAGACAGGCCUGAACCCAUGGAGAUAUGGGGAGUGGAGAGAGGGCCAUUGACUUGCACCAUGCUGGGAACAAUCAGUUGUGAAGGCGGCACACUCCCCCCUGAAGUGGAGGGGGACUUCAUGGGAAGUCCCCAGUCACUGAGCGUGGAAGGAACGCUUGUCCUAGCACCCAAUGGUGUCCUCAACCCACAGAUAGUCUUCACCUGGGAACCCCCUGCGACAGCUGCGGGAUUUGAGCACCUGAAGGGCUUCUACGUGGAGAUAAAUAGGUUUUCAGGGAUCUCUCCUGAGCAGAAGUUCUACUGCCGAGUGUUCGACUUCUCUCAAAACAACUUCACGUCCCAGGAUUACAAGCUGAAAUUCAAGAAGAAGAUGGUGGGUUUCCCCGGGGGCACGAACUUCCUGUAUCGUAUGGAGAUGUUCACUCUGCCAAUGUCACCAGAAUCCAAGUCCAAGAUCGAGUUCUUCACACUUCAGCCCGUGCAAGAUGGCUCUUCUACCGCAUCCUGGUCGACGUCAGUCUCCUACGAGAUGCGAACCCUCACACCCCCCGCUGACGUCACCGUGCAGUUCAGUCUCGCGCCCAGGGAGUACAACUUCCGGAAGUACAGUGUCGAGCUUGUCAGCGACCAUGACGACAAAAAUGUACUCUUCGGCUGUGAGGUGGACACACUGGGUGAUUAUAUAUGUCAAGGAAUAAACAACCCAAAGCCACCUGCAGGUGCCACUACUGUCACUCAUACAUUCCACGACCUGGGGCCUGGUUCAUACAGAGUGUGGAUCACACCUGUUGACCCCUAUUGGCAGACAGAAGGUCAGUGUUUGUGUUUUGAGAGGACGUCAGCCAAUCACACAGCCUGCCUCCGUUGUAUCACGACAUCUACGGGAAACAUCACCGUCGAACACAACGCAGCAGGGACGCCUCCUACAUCACCAGCACAGCCAGCAGGGUCAACAGCUCCCGAUGUGGGCGACACCACAGCAGGGACGUCUCCUACAUCACCAGCAACAGCAACAGGGUCAACAGCUCCCAGUGUCGGGGACACCAAAGAGCCGCCCAAUGAUGUGGUGACAGGCUUGGCAGUCUUGUUUGGUUCAUUGUUCGGCCUGAUCCUGGUUGCUGUAGUUGUGAUGGUGUACAGACGACAGCGCGCCUCAGCUCUUCGCGUCAGGAAGGUGUACCUGCUGUAUACGGACGACCACCGGGACCACUGCAACGUCGUCAGCAAGCUGGCCAUCUACCUGAGAGACCUCUGCGACUGUGAGGUCUUCUUUGUGCCCUGGUUCCGAGGAACAAUCAAGACGAUGGGCGUCUACCAAUGGAUCCUCAGCCACAUUGACCAAGCAGACUAUGUUCUUGUCAUCAGUUCAGAGGCUGCGUUCAUGCUCUUUGAUGCUCGAAACACGAACACAUCUUUCAGGACAGAGGAUGUAGGUCCAGAAGGGGACACCUUCUCCCCAGCUGUUACCCACAUCAUGGCAAGGUCUUCACAACCAGACUUCCACAAGAAAACCAUCCUAGCGCAUUUUGCUUAUACAGAUGAGGAGUAUAUCAUAAAGGAUGUCAGCCCCGGGGUCCAUUACCAAUUACCAAAAUACUUUAAGGAAAUGCUGUGUCACAUCCAUGAGGUGGAACUUCUUGACAAGACCCCAAAACAGGCGAAAAUUAACGCCAUGGGGAACCUACAAGCCUCUCAAUGUGGCCGGACUUUAUUAGAUGCCAUAACAAAAGCCAAACACUUCCAGAAAGCUUGUCCACAAUGGUUUGCUGAAAGGUUUCAGCGACAAGACUCAGCAUACAGCUCCCAGUACGACCAUGUGGGAGAUUCAGUGUCAUGUACAGGUAUGUGCAUGGUGGGUACAAAUCGUGUGGAUGCUAACCAUAAUAAUUAUGAUGAGGAUGAUGAUGAUGAAUUGAGAAGUGCAGUGACCUAUAACACUACUUACGCAAGAACUCACGACAUGUUCCCACCUAGUGAGGUUCCAACGGAUACACCGACUGAGUUCAUCAACAUGCAGCUGCAGAACAUAAAUAUGCAGAACAUGGACAUGCAGAACAUGGAAAUGCAGAACAUGGGCAUGCAGAACAUAAAUAUGCAGAACAUGGACAUGCAGAACAUGGAAAUGCAGAACAUGGACAUGCAGAACAUGGAAAUGCAGAACAUGGGCAUGCAGAACAUAAAUGUGCAGAACAUGGGCAUGCAGAACUUAAAUAUGCAGAACAUGGACAUGCAGAACAUGGAAAUGCAGAACAUAAAUAUGCAGAACAUGGACUUGCAGAACGUUCACACGCCCGACGAUGGCGUGAAAAUAAACAAUGUGGUUCUCACUCACCGUCACUCUCCUCACGAAGAUGUCUUCAUUCCUCCUAGUGACCUACAGCCAGACAUGGAUGUGGGUGGACGCUUCCUUGCCAUCAAUGUGGGCUGCUCUUCUGGAGCUGGUAAACAAGAGUGUGUGUAUACAGAGCCUGGGAGGUUACCUUGAUCCGGUGAUCAUGUCAGUGGCAUCGAUAUUUAGGAUGUGACACUUUUACACUGAACUCUCGUGCAUUUCAACUUUGAACAUUUGUACAUCAGUUACGCUGAUGAAAGCUAAUAGUUACUGCCGCUCCCCAUUAUCUGACACUGACUGGCACGUGUGUACAUAAUGUAAAUCUCUUCCUGACUUUGCAUUGUAAAACUUUACACACGUACGCACAUACGCACGCACACACACACAGACACACACACACGGAAGCGCCGACUAAAAAAGUCCUUGCAAACCGGCCGUUCGCCUACCACAACCUUUCAGUGGGAGUUCUUCAGCUAUUUAUGUUAUCAAACGUUCUUGUUUUAAAACUUAUUCUCAAUGUUUUUAUCACAAGUUCAUUAACAUAAGGACCACCUCCGUGGUCUAGUGGUAGAGCGUCCGCCCGGAGAGCGGAACGUCCGUGGUUCGAUCCUCGUCCGCGUCAUACCAAAAGACGUGAAAAGAUGGUACUUGUUGUUACCCUGUCUUGCGC
This is a messenger RNA of Haliotis rufescens (red abalone), 3347 nucleotides long. RefSeq lists its product as uncharacterized. Bases 248 to 2830 code for a protein of 860 amino acids. The record is from RefSeq and is a predicted model, not a curated record. The transcript is spliced from 12 exons. Gene Ontology annotation, molecular function: interleukin-17 receptor activity. Lineage: Eukaryota; Metazoa; Mollusca; Gastropoda; Lepetellida; Haliotidae.